Molecule: messenger RNA, 2191 nt
Organism: Etheostoma spectabile (orangethroat darter)
Lineage: Eukaryota; Metazoa; Chordata; Actinopteri; Perciformes; Percidae
Gene: atxn7l3a
Product: ataxin 7 like 3a
Exons: 14
Coding region: 389-1516 (375 amino acids)
Biological process (GO): regulation of transcription by RNA polymerase II; positive regulation of DNA-templated transcription
Cellular component (GO): SAGA complex; DUBm complex
Molecular function (GO): transcription coactivator activity
Source: RefSeq, a predicted model, not a curated record
UUCGGUAACUGUCUGUGGUUCGGUCGGUCUUUCUUUACCUGUCUAUGGUCCUUCUCUGCUGCUGGCCUCCGCUGUGUUAAGCGGGCAUGGAGCGUUAAUUUAACCGACACCUGCUGCGACAACAAACAAUCUAAACGAGGGAUUUUCUUCACCGGCGGUACAAGGAUGGAUGUAGCUGGGGACCAGGCUUGUUAUUAACAUAGUUUGUUAUGAUGACUGACACGGCGAUGUUGCCUCCCUCAGAGAAACUGCCAGUUUCAGGCUGAGUUUUCGGCAUGACAGGGUAACAUACUAUGAAAGAAUCUAUAUCUGAAACAAGUGUCCGUAGCUCUUUUAAAAGUCAGCAUCUCAUUACCUUGUUAUCAAGAUUUCCAAUACAGAUUUUCAAAUGAAAAUGGAGGAUAUGCCCCUGUCAGGCCCAGACAACACCAGGCUGGAGGCCUUGGUCCAUGACAUCUACUCUGAGCUGGUGGAAGAUGCCUGUUUGGGCCUGUGUUUCGAGGUUCACCGUGCUGUGAAACAGGGCUACUUCUUCUUGGAUGAAACGGACCAAGAGAGCAUGAAGGAGUUUGAAAUAGUGGACCAGCCAGGUGUUGACAUAUUUGGCCAGGUGUACAAUCAGUGGAAAAACAAAGAGUGUGAAUGCCCAAACUGCAAAAGAUUGAUAGCAGCUUCUCGCUUCGCCCCGCACUUGGAGAAAUGUCUCGGCAUGGGACGCAACAGCAGUCGCAUCGCCAACCGCAGACUAGCCAGCAACAAUAACAUGAGCAAAUCAGAGAGUGAUCAGGAAGACAACGAUGACCUCAAUGAUAACGACUGGUCGUACGGUGCAGAGAAAAAAGCAAAAAAGAGAAAGUCAGAUAAGAAUCAAAAUUCCCCAAGAAGACCCAAAUCUCUAAAACAUAAAAAUGGUGAGCUUGGGAGCAGCAUCAGUUCAGAGCCUUACAAGUACAACUACAACACUGGCAUCAGUUAUGAAACUUUAGGCCCUGAUGAAGUCAGGUCCCUUUUAACAACGCAAUGUGGGGUGAUCUCUGAGCACACCAAGAAGAUGUGUACCAGGUCUCAUCGAUGUCCCCAGCACACGGACGAACAGAGGAGGGCCGUCAGGCUGUUCCUCCUGGGGCCGUCCGCGCCGACGCUGCCUGAUGCAGACGCUGUGGUGGAGAGUGACAGCUUUGACAUUCCAGAUGGACAGACCCUGAUGAGCCGCCUGCAGUGGGAAGACUCUCCUGAUAUUUCACCCAGUGACUCGGCCUCAUCUAAAGCCAGCACCAACCAUUCCGAUUCUAGGAGGCCCAAGAAAAAGAAGAGGACGUCUCUCGGUUUGAACAGUGGAGUGGUAGGAGGAGUAGGAGGAGUAAUAGGAGGGGGAGGGGGAGGCGGAGGGGGAAGCCUGACUGGAGGCGGUGGCAGCAGCAGCAGCUCUCAGAGUAAUAUCAGCUUUUCGACCAAAAAAAAGAGGCCCAAACUCUCAGCACCUUCUAUUUCCAGCAUCUACGAUGAUCUAAAUUAGCAGAAGCCCUGUCUGUCAGAGCAGCUCUUUGUUCAUACCUACAUUUACAGACCUGAACAGGAUGGGAUAAAACUUGACUUAGUAGUUCUUAUUCAUUCACUCUUGACAUGUAAUUCAUUUGAACAUUUCUCCUUCGGAAUUAUGACCACAGUGUUCUAAAUGUUGUGGAUAGGGGUCAAAGCGUCCAAUCAGAGUAUCUGCAGGAACCUAUAGGGAACAUUCCACCUUAAAACAGACUUUAGCUAGCCUCAACUAGUCUUACAUGAUUAGGAAGUCUCCAGCUGUGAAUCAGAAAGCGUGCCUAUAUGCCCAUAAAGUCCCCAUAUACGGUGUCGCAGUGUCCAGGCAAUGUCAGGCAGUGUCAAUUUGCACUGUUGCACUAUAUGUCCACACUGCAUGUGGACACAUGGACAGUACACCCAUAUGCGAUUGUUGAGCAUGUCGUUCCAGAUGUAGGAUCAGAUGUUGGAACCUGGCAUACGAGCAUGAGUGAGAUCAGCGGCUGGUGGUGAGUGAUAAGGUCUGCCUCAGUCUGAACUCCAGUUUAUCCAAAAAAGGUGUUUGACGGGGUUGAGGUCGGGGCUCUGUGCAGGCCAGUCAAGUUGGUUUUUAAGCCUGUCUGGGAAAUCCAUGUCUUUAUAGAUCUGUCUUUGUGCACGGGGAAAGCACCUUAUU